UCAGAGAGGCUGAAUGUCUGCAGGACAUGCUCAUAUUUUGUCUACCCAUGUCCUUUAAUUAGAAAUUAUCUAGAACUUUUACAUAGAUGCAGAGAUCACCUGACAGUUUCACACGUAAGGUUUUAUUACAAAACCACAGGUCAGAAAUCAAAAGGACAGAUGAUUUCAAUCUUGUGAAGCAGUGCCGUUCUCCGCGCAAACGUAUCUGUAGGUUAGAGAGGCAUUUAUGCUCAGUGUUUGAUCUCUUAUAAACCUUUGUUGUUUGUGUCCAUUCACAAAAAAUCAAAGGUACGGCAGGUGAUUAUAGACAAAUCUCUUUUGGUUACUCUAAAUUCACAUCCCUCCAUUUUUUUUGUGGUCGCUUCUAAAUUAUCACAGCCAUGUGGGAGUUCCGGUCCAUGUCUUUUUGGCGGGCUGUGUUUGCCGAGUUCUAUGGCACAAUGUUCUUUGUAUUCUUUGGACUGGGAGCAGCUCUGCGCUGGACCACUGGACCACACAAUGUGCUCCAAGUUGCCUUUUGCUUCGGGCUAGCAGCUGCCACACUCAUCCAGUCCAUUGGCCACAUCAGCGGUGGUCACAUCAACCCAGCGGUCACAUUUGCCUACCUGAUCGGCUCCCAGAUGUCCCUGUUUCGUGCUUUCUUCUACAUCUGUGCUCAGUGCUUGGGUGCUUUAGCUGGAGCUGCUGUGCUGUAUGGGGUCACACCAAACAAUAUGAGAGGCAAUCUGGCCCUCAACACGCUUCAGCCAGGCAUCAGUCUGGGAAUGGCCACUACCAUAGAGAUAUUCCUGACUAUGCAACUUGUGAUCUGCGUCUUUGCUGUGACGGAUGAGAGGCGAAACGGGCGACUGGGCUCUGCUGCCCUGUCCAUUGGCUUCUCAGUGCUUGUGGGCCACCUGCUGGGGAUGUAUUACACUGGAGCUGGAAUGAACCCUGCUAGGUCUUUCGCCCCUGCUGUGCUCGUUAGGAACUUCAUUAACCAUUGGGUGUACUGGGUGGGACCUUUGAUCGGCGGUGCGGUGGGUGCUCUGCUGUAUGAUUUCAUGCUCUUUCCACGCAUGCGUGGUCUGUCAGAACGACUGGCCAUGCUCAAGGGCAAUCGGCCUCCUGAGGCUGAAGCGCAGCAGGAGACCAGAGGGGAGCCCAUUGAGCUCAAAACACAAGCCCUAUAAACACUGCCAGGAAACGUUGGAUCCCUUAUGCAAAACAAGCAAUAAUUACGCACACCUUAUCUCAAAACACCAUCAACAUACCAACUGCGUCAGCCUUAGUAGAAAUCAAGCACACUUCCAAAGGCAAUCAAGACACAAGGACCCCUUCAGAAGGACUAAGAAUCAUAAGAAGAGGAACUGAGGACUGCACUCUGUACCGGCAGGUAUAGAGAGCGAGUUAGUCCUGCUGAUCAGGUUGCUAACACUGCUCAGGCCAAGGGCUUCUCUGUCAUUUCUAGUCUACUAUGAGUGAAUUACACUAGAAGUGGACUUAUGCAUACUUUUGUGUUUCACAGGGUUUAAAAAUUACACAUUUUAUUUUUAUUUUUAUUAUUAUUAUUUUCUUUGAUAUUUCAGCAACAUGACAUGUAUGAUAUUAUUAGCAUUUUGCAAUGGUUUACUUUGCAUUCUACUUAAAGUCUACUUUACAUUGCUCAGUUGUGCGUGUGUGUGUGUGUGUGUGCGCGCAUGUGCGUGAUGUGUGCGUGUUUUUCCGACAGUUUCCAGUUUGGCUCUAACAUUUCCAUCAUCCACAAUGUGCUUGUAAAAAUGCGAUGUUCCUUUUUCUGUCUCGCAAAAUUAAGGAAACAUUCCUUCCUUUUAAACCUUGGUUUAGGUAGAUGUUGAUUUACAGCUAAAAGUGACAUAAAUCAUUUGGGAAUUUGGAUCCAUCUUUGAGUCUGUUUCAAACUGUUGUAUUGUUGAACUGUGGCCUAAUGGCUCAGGAUGUUUCUUUAAACGAAACAUGGUUUCACCAUCAUUCAUUUAAAAACAAAAAACCAAAUAAAACAAAACUAGUCUAUUGUUUGAACCAAACUUUUACCUUUUAGGCUGUUUGAUUUGUACUGUUUAAGGAAUUUUCAUUGAAUUUCAUACUUUUUCUGCCAUAUGAAUCUGCAUGCAAAGAUUUUCUGUUUAGAUUAGUGGGUUUGGCAUUAUUGUGUGUAAAUAGCAAGUUAGGGAAAAGCACUGAGAUUUUGUCUCAGACAAGAUAAUUUUUGUUUAGUUCAUUGUAGAAGAAAUAUGUAAAGCCUCACUAACUUGAGAAAAGUAAAUCAGAAAAAAAAAAAAAAAAAAAUUAUACAGCGACAUUUAUCAUUAUAUCGUUUCACUGGAGAGGUGAAUUAUUCUGUUUUUCUUUCAUUUUUGGGGCAUCUGUCUAAAAACGGGGUCAGUGUAAGGGGUAAAUCAAAGUCAACUCUUCCUCAGUCUGAGGUUAAGGGAUUGCUGAGUGACUGAAAUGUCUGGAUUUCUCUAGCUUAUUUUGUAUUGGGUGGUAAAUGCACAUUGAUGUUCUUGUAACCUUUGGUUCUGAUAGAAUGAAACGGCGAUCCCGGGUGUUCAGUCACAAUUUCCUAUUUGCUUUCCUGCACUGUUUCCACUCUCUCACUAGCCUCUUCUGAUCCAAGACCUGACUGAAGGAAGGGAAGAUCAGAAUUGGUUGAAAGAUCAUCAAACCACACAGUCAGCUCCAUAAGGCACUGUAAGCAUUUACUGCUUAACUUCUUGAUUUUCUACAUAGACAUGUCAAUGUUUACAUGAAAAUCAGAUCCCAUUUUGUGCUCCAAGCGUUAUGUAAAGUGUAAAGGUUUCUUUUUAAACGGAGUAUAAAUUAUAAUUUAAAGUUACUGAAUGUCUCUUCUUUAGUAGUUUGAUGGGUAUGAGGAUUGUAAUGUGUGCAAUAAUGCCAUAAUGCUUGAAUUUUAUAAACAACUCUUGAUUUGUUUUACAAUCUCUAAAUGAACACUAAUAUUUGUUCAAUGGCCUUUUUACUUAUGGAUAAUGAGACAAUCAUUUAUUCUGGUCAAACCAGAACCAUGUGAUACUCAGGCAAGACAUUGGCUCAUGAGACAUUUUUAUUUAUUUAUCAGAUGAAGAUGAUAAAACAUGAAUCAAAUUCAAAUAUUUCUUUAUAAAAACAGAUUCUUAUUUACUUGAUUUACAUUUUUGGUCACGUUGAAUUAAAAGGGAAAACCUCAUAUUUUCAACUUAAAUUUUUCAUGGCUAAACCUCGGUGUGGUUCAGGGACAAAAGUAGAAUUACAAAAUAUUUAGCAUCAAUGAUCACGCAGGUGCAGGGUAAAUACACGAUUAAUAAACAUUUUAUGGCAUUCUGUAUGAAUUGUACAGUUACUGUUGGCCUUUGAAAAAAACAUCCCAUUUGAUAUUGUGCCUUUCAAAGCACUGAGUAGAUGAAAGAUUUAUAUUUUACAAUAUUUAGAACAGUAUUUUUUGGAAGGCAAAAUCACAGUUUAUAGGAAAGAAACUAAACUCAGCAAAAAAAGAAACAUCCUUUUUCAGGACACUGUAUUUUAAAAGAUAAUUUUGUAAAAAUCCAAAUAAUUUUACAGAUCUUUAUUGUAAAUGGUUUAAACAAUGUUUUCCAUGCUUGUUCAAUGAACCAUAAACAAUUAAUGAACAUGCACCUGUGGAACGGUCGUUAAGACACUAACAGCUUACAGACAGUAGGUAAUUAAGGUCACAGUUAUAAAAACUUAGGACACUAAAGAGACCUUUCUACGGACUCUGAAAAACACCAAACGAAAGAUGCCCAGGGUCCCUGCUCAUCUGCGUGAAUGUGCCUUAUGCAUGCUGCAUGGAGGCAUGAGGACUGCAGAUGUGGCCAGGGCAAAAAAUUGCAAUGUCCGUACUGUGAGACGCCUAAGACAGUGCUACAGGGAGAUAGAAAGGACAGCGGAUCGUCCUCACAGUGGCAGACCACGUGUAACAACACCUGCACAGGAUCGGUAAAUCCGAAUGUCACACCUGUGGGACAGGUACAGGAUGGCAACAACUGCCCGAGUUACACCAGGAACGCACAAUCACUCCAUGAGUGCUCAGACUGUCCGCAAUAGGCUGAGAGAGGCUGGAUUGAGGGCUUGUAGGCCUGUUGUAAGGCAGGUCCUUACCAGAUAUCACCAGCAACAACGUUGCCUAUGGGCACAAACCCACCUACUCUGUUCAGGCAAAAAGUGCUCUUCACUGACGAGUCACGGUUUUGUCUCACCAGGGGUGAUGGUCGGACUCGCGUUUAUCGUCGAAGGAAUGAGCGUUACAUCGAGGUCUGUACUCUGGAAUGGGAUCGAUUUGGAGGUGGAGGGUCCGUCGUGGUCUGGGGCAGGGUGUCACAGCAUCAUCGGACUGAGCUUGUUGUCAUUGCUGGCAAUCUCAACGCUGUGCGUUACAGGGAAGACAUCCUCCUCCCUCAUGUGGUACCCUUCCUGCAGGCUCAUCCUGACAUGACCCUCCAGCAUGACUAUGCCACCAGCCACACUGCUCGUUCUGUGCAUGAUUUCCAGCAAGACAGGAAUGUCAGUGUUCUGCCAUGGCAAGCGAAGAGCCCGGAUCUCAAUUCCAUUGAGCACGUCUGGGACCUGUUGGAUUGGAGGGCUAGGGCCAUUCCCCCAGAAAUGUCCGGGAACUUCCAAGUGCCUUGGUGGAAGAGUGGGGUAAAAUCUCACAGCAAGAACUGGUAAAUCUUGUGCAGUCCAUGAGGAGGAGAUGCACUGCAGUACUUAAUGCAGCUGGUGGACACACCAGAUACUGACUGUUACUUUUGAUUUUGACCCCCUCUUUGUUCAGGGACACAUUAUUCCAUUUCUGUUAGUCACAUGUCUGUGAAACUUGUUCAGUUUAUGUCAUAGUUGUUGAAUCUUUAUGUUCAUACAAAUAUUUACACAUAUUAAGUUUGCUGACAAUAAAAGCAGUUGAAAGUGAGAUGUUUCUUUUUUUGCUGAGUUUAUGUAUAUUACAUUUGAAUUUUAAGAAAGAUAACUUCAAGCACUAAAGACAGAAAAUAUGCCGAGCAGUGUUUUGUCUACACUUAUUUAUCAUUCAGACAUACAACCUUAAUGUUAUUUUGUGCAAAAAAAAAAAAAUAAUAAUUUUGCAUGAUUAUGAUAGAAAGAGAGGCUUCCAAAGAGGCAUUUUCUAAGGUCAAAAUUGUCACACUAAUGUCAAAAUUGAGUAAGAGAUCGUUGUGCCACUAAAUGAACAGAUGCUAUGUGACAAUGUAAAAUCCACUAGUGACAUGAUAUAAACUUGACAAACUGUGAUUUAUCUUAAUCGCCAAAUCUAACUGUAGCAUCAUAAGAAUACUGAAUAGUAAAUAUGCAAUCACGAAACAAUUCAUGCAAAUAAAACAGGCAAAUGAAUUUGAGAUGAGUUUAUAUGGAAACAUGGCCUUAAACUAAGAUGUAAUACAUUGAAUCAUGGGAAGUUACUCUAUUCACAGAGUUUUAUAAAAACAUUAAAAGAACAGAUAAAAAAAAAAAAAAAA
Molecule: messenger RNA, 5489 nt
Organism: Myxocyprinus asiaticus (Chinese sucker)
Lineage: Eukaryota; Metazoa; Chordata; Actinopteri; Cypriniformes; Catostomidae
Gene: mipa
Product: major intrinsic protein of lens fiber a
Exons: 4
Coding region: 381-1172 (263 amino acids)
Biological process (GO): transmembrane transport
Cellular component (GO): plasma membrane
Molecular function (GO): water channel activity
Source: RefSeq, a predicted model, not a curated record